Messenger RNA from Trypanosoma theileri, 468 nucleotides. RefSeq lists its product as uncharacterized. The transcript has a single exon. NCBI's taxonomy places the organism in Eukaryota, Euglenozoa, Kinetoplastea, Trypanosomatida, Trypanosomatidae. The annotation marks the transcript as partial. The record is from RefSeq and is a predicted model, not a curated record.
AUGGUAAUGAUGCGCUACGUGCUGUGUAUCCUCGCUCUCCUGCUCUCAUGUGCGUGUGUGCACGUCCUCGCUGAAGAAGUGCCUGCCGCCGAUCUUUCCGACCAAGUCCCUGAUACGGAGAGUGAGACAAAGAUUCUUCUUCAAGGUACUCCUGUUGCUCAAAUUCCUGAAGGUGCUUGUCCUCCUGAAGGUCCUGAGGAAUGUAAGAAAGUUGACAAAGUUCCUCCUCUUGGUCAGUGCACUAAAGGUGAUACUAGUGGUCCAACUGUUUCUUCUGGUGAAUGUAAUACUUCUGGUGCUAAACCUGGACCUGAUGAUGGUGGUUCUGAGUGCAUUCCUGGUGCUCCUAAAACUAAUGAACGUCCUUGUCCUCCUCCUCCUCCUGGAGAACAACCACCAUCACUACCACCACCACCACCACCACAAGAAGAAGAUCUACUUCAUAAACAACCGGAUGUACUCCAAGCA